This is a messenger RNA of Hevea brasiliensis (rubber tree), 2478 nucleotides long. Its product is annotated as receptor-like kinase LIP2. Lineage: Eukaryota; Viridiplantae; Streptophyta; Magnoliopsida; Malpighiales; Euphorbiaceae. Gene Ontology annotation, biological process: proteasome-mediated ubiquitin-dependent protein catabolic process; nucleotide-excision repair; protein phosphorylation. The transcript has 8 exons. The record is from RefSeq and is a predicted model, not a curated record. Bases 200 to 2125 code for a protein of 641 amino acids. Gene Ontology annotation, molecular function: protein kinase activity; damaged DNA binding; ATP binding.
AAAUUUCCCCAUUCACCAACCCAUUCCUCCAUCUCUCUCUCAAUAUGAACUAUAACAGCAUAUAUACUUCUGAGAAACUUCUCUAGUGCGAUACUGUGGUUGGUUUUUGUUGUAGCAGUUGUGGUAUAGCACAUAUAACUGCAGCGACUCUGCAACUCUACAACUUUUGACGGAUUUUCGCUUCCGAACGACCACUACUAUGGCAACUUCCCAAUCAACGGGUCCAUUUGGGCCGAGGGAAUAUACUUAUGAACAACUAGCAGAGGCAGCUCAUCACUUCUCCAACAAAUACCUCCUUGGCCAGGGUGGUUUUGGUCAAGUUUAUGAGGGAUCCCUACACGGUGAAAAAUUUGCUAUUAAGAAACUUAGAUUUCCUCCGGAUGAGCAGACAAAAAAAGGAUUGGACGAGAUCCAUGUCAUUAGCAGUGUCCGUCACCGAAAUCUUGUCAAGCUGCUUGGUUACUGCGUUGAUAGAUCCAAUAAUGUAUUGCUUGUUUUAGAGUAUUUUCGCAACAAAUCCUUGAAAGUUAAUUUACAUGAAAAGGAGGAGAUUUUAGACUGGCAAAAAAGAAGAAAAAUUGCUAUAGGUUCCGCGAAAGGAUUGGAGUAUCUACAUGAUCACUGUUCUCCUACAAUCAUACAUCAAGAUAUCAAACCAGAUAAUAUUCUUCUUGAUGAUAACUUUGAACCAAAGAUUGCAGAUUUUGGACUUGCUCGAAUUUUUACGGAUCAUAAUACUCAUAUCUCCAUGUCACAAGUGGGAACUGAAAUUUAUAUGGAUCCCGAAUGUUCUGGAAAAGUCACUGAUAAAGUAGAUGUUUAUUCUUUUGGCGUUGUUCUCCUAGAAUUGAUCACAGGAAGAAAACCCAAAUAUCAAGGGAACAUCGUUACAUGGGCAGGAAGUCAAAUUAAGAAAGCUCUGGGAGGAGAAUUUAAGGAUUUUGUUGAUUUCAAAUUGCAAAAGUAUGAUAAAGAAGAAAUGAAAAGAAUGGUUCAUUGUGCUGCAUUUUGUGUGUAUAAACGUCCAAAAUUUCGUCCACCGAUGAGAAAGAUAGUUCGAGCUCUCGAAGGAGAUAUGCCUUUAGCAAAUUUAUCGGAUGAGAUGAUUGACAACCAAUUGCCACACAUUAUUAUAAAUGAAGAUAACAAUAAUGUCGACUUCCUUCACCAUAUGGUGCAGAAGCUUUUUCCACAGGAAAUGGGAACUCUUGAUUUUUUACACAGUCAACACUACUUCCGAGUAUUCAGAGCUAAGUUGCAGGCUGAUCCAAAUCUAUUGCAGCCUUUGCUUCAAGAAUUGGGGAGCCAAAAGCCUCAAAUAUUGAGGUUUAUUCAAGAGCAUCAGGAUGAUUUUCUUCGCUUUAUCAAUCAACCCGUUGAAGGUGGAGAAGGGAACAUCAUAGACUUGGAGCAGCUGCAAGCAGCAAUGACACGGAUGGUAAUAGUUACACCAAUAGAACGUGUUGAAGCAAUGCGUUAUGAUCGGGCUUCAGCAUCUAACCCGGUUGUAGGACUAAAUGCUAAUCCUCUAUAUCCUUUUCCACAGGGCGUUCCAAGUGCUGCAGGGGCAGUGCCUAUUAAUUUUUUUCGGAACGAUCCACAGUUCCAAGCAUUCAGAGCUAGGGUGCAGGCUAGUCCACAUCUAUUGGAUGGUAUGCUUCAACACGUGGGGAACCAAAAUCCUCAUGCAUUGAGGUUUAUUCAAGAGCAUUGGGCUGACUUUAUUCACUUCAUCAAUGAACCCAUUGAAGGUGGACAAAGGAACAUCUUGGCCUUGGGGCAGCCGCAACCAGCAAUGCCACAGAUGGUAAUAGUUACACCUGAGGAACGUGAAGCAAUGCGUUAUGAUCGGGCAGCAGCCUCUAAUCCGGUUGUAGGACUAAAUGCUAAUCCUACAUAUCCUAUUCUACAGGGCGUUCCAAGUGCUGCAGGUGCGGGACCUAUUAAUUUUUUUCGGUACGAUCCACGGUUCCAAGAAUUGAGAGCUAGGGUGCAGGCUAGUCCACAUCUAUUGAAUGGUAUGCUUCAACACGUGGGGAGCCAAAAUCCUCAUGCAUUGAGGUUUAUUCAAGAGCAUUGGGCUGACUUUCUUCACUUCAUCAAUGAACCUGUUGGACGUGGAUAAGGGAACACUUGGGGCCGCUGCAAGUAGCAAAUGCCACAGACAGCAACAGUUACACCUGAGGCACGUGAAGCACUAGAACGUUUUGAAGAAAUGGGUUUUGAUCUGGCAAUUGCAUCACAAGUGUUCUUUUCAUGCAACAAGAAUGAGGCGCUAGCUGCCAACUACCUUCUAGAUCAUAGUCGUUUUAGGAUUAAUUGAUUUUAUAUAUAUUUUCAUUGGAAAUACUCUCAAUCCUUCAGCAAAAAUGCCAGGAAAUUAUAUUUUUUCCCCGAUUAUAUAUAUUCUCCUCAACUACAAUUAAGUUUGGAAUCUAGAGUUCUAUAAUGAGUGAAGUUUCUAGACCUUGAGCUAAA